AUGGGCGACAAAGACGUCAGCACUACCACCGGAGACAUGAUGGACAAUGGUCUACCAGGAUGCCGGUGGUUUACAAAGGGAUGGGCGCUGCAAGAGAUCAUCGCCCCUCGAAAUCUCGAGUUCUACGACAGCUGUUGGACUCUCCGCGGAACGAAGGAGUCUCUACGUGAUACACUAGCCACGAUCACGAAGAUUGAUCCCGCAGCUUUGUGCGGCACUCGCCGUUUGCAAGACUACCCAGUGGCUGUCAAAAUGUCUUGGGCAUCGAAACGAGAAACAACAAGAGUUGAAGACUUAGCCUAUUGUCUGCUGGGCUUAUUCGACGUCCACAUGCCUAUGAUCUACGGCGAGGGCGAUAACGCUUUCAUCCGAUUGCAGGAGCCCAUAUGCAAAAUGACUAACGACCUAUCGUUAUUCUCAUGGACGUCGAAACCAGACCCUCGAAAUGUCAGUCGUGGGGUCUUCGCAAGCUCCCCUGAAGAAUUCAGGAGCUGCGGCGGCAUCGUGCGGUUUUCGCGGAGUUUCAGGCGGGAUGUCAAGUUCGCAAUCACUAACAGAGGACUGCGAAUAGAACUCGGAGUCACUGAAUAUUCACAGGCCACUGGCAUUAUCAUCAUGAUGUUGGACUGCUUUGAUACUCUGAGGCUCACUGAUGGUCGACCGUCAUCUAUCGGACUAUAUCUCUUCCCAACUGGAAAUGAGGUUGUUCGAAUCCACCCUGAUAAAUUGCAUGACGACGGGACGCUCUGGAACCGCUUCCAGAACAGGUGUACCAUCUAUAUGAGAGAACAUAUUCCGGUGGAAGAGGGGUUGUCUCAGAGCAACUACCACCCAAGCAUUUACAUGGAUUUACCAGAACCCGUCGCCAUGCUCGAUGUUCGCCCUAGUGCCCAAAAGUAUAACGACAGCGACUCGCCUGUCUGGACCAGACUUUCAGCGGACGAGGACUUUCUGGUUUAUUGCUUAUUUCGAGUUCAUGGGCAACAAAUCAGGGGCGUCCAAACUCACGCUCCAUUCCGGUGCUUGGUAGUAUACGCCAAGUGGGCAGGUGAAUCUCGACAGGAAGAUGUGAUCAAAGCCUACGUGUGGACAGAGCACUGUGACUUCUGGCCUGAAAUCGUCAGGUUGGUGGAUGGACCAAAUGAGACCUGCGAAGGAUCCAGUAAUUACCAGCUGCACAAGAUGCUCAUCAAGAACGGAGUUGCGCCGGAUGAGAAGACAACUGCCACUCACGUCGAUGAAGAGACUGUCGUUACUGUCAGGCUGGAUGUAUCCCAGGCUUCAUUGCAUCACAUGCUAGAUAUAUCUGUCGAGAGAUCCGCUAUCCAGGAAUAG
Messenger RNA from Anthostomella pinea, 1335 nucleotides. The record is from the annotation of a GenBank genome assembly. NCBI's taxonomy places the organism in Eukaryota, Fungi, Ascomycota, Sordariomycetes, Xylariales, Xylariaceae.